Molecule: messenger RNA, 1081 nt
Organism: Spodoptera exigua (beet armyworm)
Lineage: Eukaryota; Metazoa; Arthropoda; Insecta; Lepidoptera; Noctuidae
Source: the annotation of a GenBank genome assembly
CUAUUUUCUUUAUUAUCUGUAGUCAUUGUUUGUGUCUUGCGGCGUGCGUUCGUGUCGGAGAAAAAUGUCGAAUAAAAAGAGUAAAGAAAUAGAAGUUCACGAUAGUGAAAGUGAAGAAGAACAGCCAUCCGGCGAUGAAAAGGAUCCAGACUUUGAUUCCGAUGGAAACUACAUCGGUGAUAAGGAGGAUUUGAUGGCUGACUUUGAAGGUCGUAAUCCUGAGGACUGCGACUUCCACGGCAUUAAGCAGCUGCUGCGUCAAUUGUUCCUCAAGGCUAAUGUAGACUUGGGUGGCCUUGCACAAAUCAUUAUCUCUCAAAACUAUGUGGGUAGUGUGGUGAAACAAUGCCUCGAUGAUGGUCUCGAUGACUUGGAUGAUGAUGAGGAUGAUGGCAGCGAUGGUGUGUUUGGUGUCACCACAAUCAUCAAUAUUACUAAGAGAAAAGAAGAACAGUGCAUACAACAAAUUAGAACACUGCUCACUACACUAGCAGACGAAAAUGCAGAUGAUAAGACGAAAGCUCUUAUCAAGAACAUAUUGUCAAAUGAUCAGCAACAUGUGGGACUUGUCCUUAAUGAAAGGAUCCUUAACAUUCCAUCUGCGAUCAGCGUGCCCUUAUUUGCAUCACUCCAAAGUGAGAUAGAGAAAGCUGUACAGAAGAACAUGCCCUACACAUUCCAGUACAUCAUUUGGAUCUGUAAAACUUACUAUUCAGAAGAUGAACCUGGAGAAACAUUGUACGCCAAUAUGGAAGAGUCUAGACUAUCUGAAGAGGCCCUGGCUAGUUUUGACGUGAAUGUCACUGACCAAACGGAUCUGUCACAGUGGGACUACGAAGGAGGCACGCUCACACCAUUCAGAAAAAUCUUAAUAAUCGAGGGCAACAAAUUCAACGGCUUAGUGAGACAAAUGAAAGAAGAGGUGGAGCAUGCGGUGGGUGAACAGAAGGCCAACUAAACGAACUGCAACAACUACUGUAUAACCGUGCUUGUUGUAACGUGAUUUUUAUAUAUGCCAUUACAUUACGCUGUAAACGUAUUUAUAUAUUUUAUAAUUACAUUGUAAUUUUAGCUUAAGCUA